UCGCUGCUCCUGCCCGGGCCCCCGCCCCCGCCCCGCGUGUUCCGCAGCUCUAGCGCCCCCGCCCGCCUUCUCCCGACCAGCAGACCUUGCCCGCCGUCUCCUCUUGAAAGCUGCUCAGACCUGCUGGUCCCCACCGUGCCUGCUGCCUUUUAAAUUCUUUACGCACACGCUGGAGUCGUCGUCCUUCAGCAUGGAAGGCCCUUUCAUCAGCUGUUAAUCACAGCAGCAGCGUCUCUUGACUGAGCGUUUCUAUGUGCAGGACGCUAUCUGAUUCAUAGCACGUGAGCCCAGGUUUCAUCCCCAUUAUACAGACGAGGAAACUGAAGCUGAGAAUCAUUAAGAGAUUUGCCCCAAAACUGAAUUCUUUUCGAGAUUCCAGCUGUUUUUGAGGUCUUGUCAUCUUCUGCUUCCUGACACCUACCUUGAACUCCAGCCAAACUGAACUACUCUUCUCUCCAGAGAGACACCUGGGUUUGUUCUCGACAAGUCCUUAUACCUGGAACGCUGUCUCUCCCCCCAAUGCCAUCAUCUUCUUCAUCCCCUGGUCUUGGACAGUGACAUCAACACCUGUGUCUCACCUGGAGCAGGCCCGCCUGUGAUGGCACCAAUCAGUCUGUCCUCAAGAAAUUCCUCCUGUCUGGGGCUUACCUGAUAGAAGCCCCUCUUGAAUGGUGGACCUCUCAGAGGCAGGGACAGCACUUUCAACUCUGCUCAGCCCAAUCUUCAGUUUCGGAGAUGGACCCCAGGCCCUGGCCUGUGCUGGGAGUAGUGUGGUGAACUUUGAGAUCAGCAAGUCCUCUAAGUGUGCCAGCCUGUACCUGCCUUAGCAUCCUGGCACUGGCUGCUCCCUUUGCACGUGGCUGUCUUCCCAUCAUUUAGGGCUCAGUUCACAAGAGAGCACCUCAAGGGAACUUUUCUUGAUGCACCCACAUCACUUUAUAUUCUUUAUUCCACUAUCUUAUUUUCAGAGCAGUUGACUGCCUGAAAUCCUUAGGUGUUUGUUUACAGUAAUUUAUGGAGGGUGAGGCACAAUAUAAAUAAAUAAAUAAUGUUAGGUGAUAAUAACAUGUUACGCAAAAAACAACAGGCUAAGAGAGACAGAGAUAAGGGGACAUGUGAGCAGAGACCUGAAGGAAAUAAGGCAUGGUCUGUACGGAUAUCUGGGGGAAGAGCCUUCCAGAUGGAACAGCAAGUGAAAAGGCCCUGAUGUGGGAGCAUGCUUGCCCUGCUUGUGGAACAGUAAGGAAGUGACUGUGCGAAGGAGGCAUGGGGACAGGCAGUUUGGUUUUUCAGGGCUUUGUAGGCUUUGGUUGAGGACUUUGGUUUUAAAUCUGAGUGAGAUGGGGAGUCACUAUGGGUUCUGAGUAGUGAAAGUGAAAGUAGCUCAGUGGUUUCUGACUCUUUGCAACCCCAUGGACUAGUGCAUGGAAUUCUCUAGGCCAGAAUACUGGAGUGGGUAACCUUUCCCUUCUCCAGGGGAUCUUCCCAACCCAGGGAUGGAACCCAGGUCUACUGCAUUGCAGGUGGAUUCUUUACCAGCUGAGCCACAAAGGAAGCCCAAGAAUACUGGAGUGGGUAGCUUAUAUGCGCCACUUUUAAAAAGGAUCAUUCUGACUGCUGGUGGAAUAUAGGCCGUGGGGGACAAGGAUGGAAGCUCUCCUAAGGGUGACUAAUUUUUCCUAGUUUACCUGGCAUUUCCCUGAUUUUAGCAUCAAAAUUCCUAUGUCCUGGAAACUCCCUCAAUCCCAGGCAAUCAAGGACGGCUGGUCACACUAUAGGGGGAGACCAGGUGAGAGAGGAUGGUGCUUGCGCUAGAGUGAUGGUGAUGGCACACUGGUCAGAGUCUGGGUAUGUCUUGAAAGCACAGCCUAAAGAUUUUGCUACUGGAGUGAAUGUGGGUGUGAGAGAAUGAAGAGCAUCAAGGAUGACUGUCAGGUUUUUGGCUUGAACAACUGAAAGAAGUUGCCAUUUACAGACAGGAGGAAGGCUGGCUUAGGUAUUGGAAGAUGGGCCAUCAGGAGUUUGGUUUUGGACGAGGUAGUUUGAGGUAACUUAAUAGACUGGCUAGGAGGUAUGUCAGUCAGGCUUUUGGGUAUAUGAGUCAAAUUUGGAGAAAUGAUCUGGGCUGGAGGUAUAACAGUGAGAGUUGACAGUGUAGCUAUGAUAUUUAAAGCCGUGAGUCUGGGGGAGAUCACUGAGGGAAUGAAUGUGGAUAGAGGGCUGAGGACUGAGUCCUAGGGCAGCUGACAUUUAGAGACCAGGGAAAAGAAGGCACACUAGCAAAGGAGACUGAAAAGCAGGAGCCAGUAAGGAGAGCCCAGAUUAAGUGGAACCAGGAGAGAAAUCUAUGCUCAUUAUCCCCAAGUGCCAUGCUGAAGGCUUAAAGAGGGAAGUAAUUAGAUGGUGCCAAGAAGCCAAUCUAAGCUUAGUGGUGCAACCUACAUGGAGGCUGACUUGGGUUUAGUUAGCUUUCUGAGCUGCCCGUAACCUCAGGAGGCGUGAGCAAGUCCCUGACCCAAGCAGUUCUAAGGAUUACUGGUGCAUAGAGGAGAUCUGCUUCUAGGACUCAAGCAUCUGCUGGGAGUUGGACUAGACAGCUCUCAAAGUGCCUUCAAACUGGACAUGGUGAAAUUCUGGGAGCUGAUGGAAACAACUGUCUGUCACAGAGUAUGGGGUGUUGGGCUGAGCCUUGAAGGAUAAGCAGUGUGGGUGUCACUGUACUUUGGAUUCCUGGGGCUGUGUUCUGUGGUAACUGGCAGCUGCAUUCUCUUUCUGCACUGGAGGAAGAACCUGCGGCGGGAAGAGCGUGCCCAGGAGUGGGUGGAGGUGAUGAGAGCAGCCACAUUCACCUACAGCCCGCUGUUGUACUGGAUUAACAAGCGACGGCACUAUGGCAUGAACACAGCCAUCAAUACUGGCCCUACCCCUGCUGCCACCAAGACUGCGACUGACGUCCAGAGUUCAGAUCGCCCCUGGGAGCUGGAUGUCCCUGAGAGCAGGAGCUAUGCUGCUCAAGACAGCAGCCCCAAGGUGGAGGCCUCUGGCCCCCUGCAACCUGCAGUGCAGCCUCCCCCACAGCAGCCCCUACCUUCUUCCCCAAUGCUGCGGCCCCAGGCCAGCUCCCCAUUCCCAAUUCCCAUCUUUCAGGAGGUGCCCUUUGCCCUCUCCCUGUGUAACCUACCCCCGAUGCUGAACCACUCCGUCUCCUACCCUUUGGCCACCUGUCCUCAAAGGAAUGUCCACUUCAGUUCCCUCCCCACAAUGGCCCAGGGGGACCACUGCUUGAGUGCCAAGCCCUUUGCUUCAGAACUGUAG
Messenger RNA from Dama dama (fallow deer), 3315 nucleotides. RefSeq names its product testis expressed 38 (gene TEX38). NCBI's taxonomy places the organism in Eukaryota, Metazoa, Chordata, Mammalia, Artiodactyla, Cervidae. The transcript is spliced from 2 exons. Bases 2830 to 3315 code for a protein of 161 amino acids. The record is from RefSeq and is a predicted model, not a curated record.